AUGCAAUGCAAUUAUUUUUGGCGGUGUGGAUCACCACAUUCACAAUCACAGGUAACAUAUCACAGCUUCCACUGGAUGAAAGGAACACCUUUUGGGGAAGACCAAGGCAUCUACAAUUCUCUCACCUGGUGGGAACAGAUGGACAACGGCCAACAGCUUACCACCAACCGCAAGUACUUGAUAGCAUCGCAUACAACAGAUUACAGACAUCCAUGGCUGUUGCUCAACACACUCGCUCUCAUGGUUCUACUUGUUCCCUAA
Messenger RNA from Eruca vesicaria subsp. sativa (arugula), 261 nucleotides. The record is from the annotation of a GenBank genome assembly. Lineage: Eukaryota; Viridiplantae; Streptophyta; Magnoliopsida; Brassicales; Brassicaceae.